This is a messenger RNA of Elaeis guineensis (African oil palm), 1030 nucleotides long. RefSeq names its product probable xyloglucan endotransglucosylase/hydrolase protein 10. Gene Ontology annotation, cellular component: apoplast; cell wall. Gene Ontology annotation, molecular function: xyloglucan:xyloglucosyl transferase activity; hydrolase activity, hydrolyzing O-glycosyl compounds. Gene Ontology annotation, biological process: cell wall biogenesis; xyloglucan metabolic process. Lineage: Eukaryota; Viridiplantae; Streptophyta; Magnoliopsida; Arecales; Arecaceae. The record is from RefSeq and is a predicted model, not a curated record.
AUCAUGGCUAAUAUAUGCAAUAGAGACACUCAUGUCCUUGUGCUUUCAUUUUUCAAUCUUAUUAGCAUUUCGAUCGCUUCUGUCAUCUCCACUGGGAAUUUUAAUAGUGAUUUCUACAUUACAUGGUCUCCUAGCCAUGUCUACGCUUCAGCAGAUGGACAUUCAAGGAGCCUGAAGCUAGACCAAGAGUCAGGAUCAUCGAUCGCCUCAAACGAUAUGUUCUUGUUUGGGCAGAUUGACAUGCAGAUUAAACUGAUACCGGGCUACUCCGCAGGCACUGUCCUAGCAUUCUAUCUCGCAUCCGACCAACCAAACCGAGAUGAGAUCGACUUUGAAUUCUUAGGAAAUGUGACCGGGCAGCCAUACAUUCUGCAAACAAAUGUAUAUGCUGAUGGUUUCGACAACCGAGAGGAGAGGAUCUUUCUAUGGUUCGAUCCAACCAAAGACUUCCACACCUAUUCAAUUCUUUGGAACCUUUAUCAAAUAGUGUUUAUGGUAGAUUGGGUGCCAAUAAGAGUGUAUAGAAAUCAUGCAGACAAAGGUGUGGCCUUUCCAAGAAGGCAGCCAAUGUCUCUCAAGGUGAGUUUAUGGAAUGGGGACAGCUGGGCUACGAGGGGAGGGCGCGACAAGGUUGACUGGUCAAAGGGCCCUUUCAUAGCCUCAAUGAGGAACUACAAGAUCGAUGCUUGUGUGUGGAAGGGGAACCCUAGGUUUUGCAGGGCUGAUAGCACCGCCAAUUGGUGGAACGAGCCCAGGUUCAGCAGCCUUACAUGGAACCAGAGGAGGCUGUUCAAAUGGGUCAGGAAGUACUACCUCAUCUAUGACUAUUGCCAGGACCCCAAGAGGUUCCAAAAUCAGCUACCAAGGGAGUGCUCUCUUCCCAAAUACUAGCCUAGAGGAAUUCACCUCUUGGAAUGUCAGCAAAUUAAACUGGUGUGUUUGAUGAGGAAAGAUAAUGAAUGAGCUUUCGGUUGGCCUUUGAUAUAUUUUUCUUAGACAACAAUAAUAGCAAAUGUAUGAAGUGCACCAA